This is a messenger RNA of Actinia tenebrosa (Australian red waratah sea anemone), 1522 nucleotides long. Its product is annotated as P2X receptor E. The record is from RefSeq and is a predicted model, not a curated record. Gene Ontology annotation, biological process: calcium ion transmembrane transport. NCBI's taxonomy places the organism in Eukaryota, Metazoa, Cnidaria, Anthozoa, Actiniaria, Actiniidae. Gene Ontology annotation, cellular component: membrane.
UGGAACGAACACUCAAUUUCCGGUUCCCUUGAAUUUGAAGGAAAUAACCGAAAAAGAUGUCUUUAUUCCACUAUGUCACAUAUAAACUGGUAGUUAUCAGGGAUAAAAGGCUCGGUGUUGUAUAUUAUGCCAUUACAGCGUUAAUUCUGUUGUAUACUUUGAUAGAGAUUUUCGUUAUGAAAGGAUACUUGGAGUUUGAUGAGUCACCAAAGGGUACAAUGAGAAUACUGGUAUCUGAUCACCGUGAUGACCCAGAUGUGACACAGACAAAUCUUUCUCAUCUUCCACCAUAUUGCUGUAAUAAAGAUGACAUGGAAAAGAAGUCCAACAAAGUAAGAAAAUUCUGUGGUUCUUGUGAAGCAGUAGAUGUGCAAGAACUUUCCUGGCCUGUAGAAUCCCAGAUGUUGAGUUUGAUGAGCUUUUGUAAGGAUCGCUGGCAAGUGAAGCAUAAAAACAGCUCUUUACAACAACAAAACUAUGUUAAUAUUAGAGAAAGAAAAUACUACACUUUAGAUCCAGAAGACGUCAAGAUAAAAAUAGAACAUUCAAUCAUAGCAACACGUUUUAGCAGAAAAUCAGAUGACGCGAUUGCCGCAUCACAGAGAACAUUAACGGGAUUCUUGUAUGACACUCAGGGCAAUGUUAUUAAAAGGAUGUCCAGUAAUGGUGAUAAGAAGCAUCAACGAGGCCAAGCUGAUAAACUCACUGUACAAGAACUGCUCCAUGCUGCAGGGGUCACUAGUCUAGAUGACAUAUCUGAUGCUGUUAAUGCUAAGGGCAAGUCCUACAGAAGGCAUGGCAUUGUUUUACACGUCGUCAUUGGCUAUUACAAUGCUGAGAAAACAUGGCUUGGGACUGGGCCUAUUGAGUAUUCAUAUCAUGUACAUCGUAUCCCUUAUGCUGAUUACCGCAUCAACCAGAUCAUCCCUGUCAUCAGCAAAGAUGUGUUCAGUACGAUACCAAAUAACCCUGAUACGAAUAACAGCGGUGAAGAUGAUGGCCUUCAAGAUACGAUGGAGACUCGGCUCUACCGAAAACGUUACGGGAUUAAAAUCGAGUUUUAUCAAAGUGGAAGAUUAGGUCGCUUCUCAUUUCCUUCGUUUCUUCUCAAGCUUGUUGCUGGUGUUGGUCUGUUAACCUUGACUGCUACUAUAGUAGACCUUGCUGCUUUGUACUUCCUUCCAGACCGGUUCCAGUAUCGACAGUACGUUUAUGAAGAGUCUCCGUUGAUCCUUAAAAAGAGAAAAGAAGAGAAAGGAAAAACAGAAUAGCAUGCAUCACAAAAACUAUGAUUAUUCUCUAAACUGUCAAAAAUACCUUCCUCGCGAAAACCAUGCACAUGUGAUCCAACGUCCAAAUUGCUGGAUGAGCGCUAAUUUAUUAUUAAAAUGUUUCUGAUAUAAAGAAUAAUAAUAUUAUGAUAAAUUCAAUUUUUAGAAUUUAUUAUGAAUAAUGAAAUUACAAAAAUGUUAUGAAUCCUUUGUGAUAUUUAUACAUGUAUUUUAUAAAUUUUUGAAAUAAA